Messenger RNA from Adineta ricciae, 279 nucleotides. The record is from the annotation of a GenBank genome assembly. NCBI's taxonomy places the organism in Eukaryota, Metazoa, Rotifera, Eurotatoria, Adinetida, Adinetidae.
AUGACUUCCAGUGGCCAAAAGAAAACGGUUGCUCCACGUGGUCAGUAUGACAAACGAAAGUUAAUUGAUGCAGUGACUGCUGUUUUGGAUGAUGAGAUGACGUCGGUUUUUGCAUUGACAAAUUACGGUGUUCCACAAAGUAUUGGCAGUGGUUGUCCUGUAUAUUUGGACAAGAAAAAAGAAGGUUAUUUGGUCGAUCUCAUCAAACCAUUAGCAUGCGCCGGUGUUCGUUUAACUAAAAACGUUUUGAAGAAAGUUAUUAGUGAAUACAUUAUAUAA